AUGACACCUUUUUACAGUACACGUAUACAAUCUUUUCAUAUCUAUCUAAAUCUUUACAUAUCUAUCUAUCUAUCUGAAUCUUUUCAUAUCUAUCUAAAUCUUUACAUAUCUAUCUAUCUAUCUGAAUCUUUUCAUAUCUAUCUAUCUAUCAUUCAUCUAUCUGAAUCUUUUCAUAUCUAUCUAUCUAUCUAUCUGAAUCUUUUCAUAUCUAUCUAUCUAUCUGAAUCUUUUCAUAUCUAUCUAUCUAUCUAUCUAUCUAUCUAUCUAUCUAUCUAUCUAUCUAAAUCUUUUCAUAUCUAUCUGAAUCAUUACAUAUGUAUCUAUCUAUCUGAAUCUUUUCAUAUCUAUCUAUCUGUCUGUCUAUCUAUAUUUUUCACUAUAUCUACUCUCUUUAUCUAUCUAUCUAUUUAUCUAUCUAUCUAUUUAUCAGCAAUCGCUUACGUGACCUGUUUUUCUCAUCCCCUCCUCACCGUCCUCCUCUUUAUUUUGUUUUUUUUUUCUUGUUUUGUUUCUGGUUCUCUCUCUCUCUCUCUCUCUCUCUCUCUCCCUCUCUUUUCGUUCUCUCAUUCCUAUCACUUUUCUCUUCUUUUUUUUCCUCCUGUUUAUUCCGUUCUUCUCUUCUUUGGACUUGAAUUAUCCUUCCACAUUUCUCAACUUGUCUUUUCUUCUUGUCUAUACGUACAUAAUGCAUAUCUAUGCCAGAUCAGAUCUCAUAUCUGUCUAUCUAUAUACCAUCUAUUCGCAUCUUAUCUGUUCAUAUUUAUUUUCCACCUGCUUCUUGAUUUAAUAUCUAAUAUCAAUUCAUCCCUGUUUCUCUCCCCACCUCCCCACCCUCUCUCUCUCUCUUUACCCUUUUUUUCUUUCCUUUAUUCUAUUCAUUAUCCUUUCCAACCCUCCCUGCCUCUAACUCCUCAUUCAUCUUUUCUCUUCUCCUUACAUACCUCCAUUUAUUUCUCCUUCAUUCAUUUCACUAAAAUGACUGUCCUCUCAUCUAUCCUAUCUCUCUAUCUGUUUCUCUCUCUCUCUCUCUCUCUCUCUCUCUCUCUCUCUCUCUCUAUCUAUCUGUCUAUCUAUCUAUCUAAGUCUGUUCAUAUGAUUUACCUUAUUCAGUUACAAAGUCUGAUGAGUGGGGCAUGUUGUGGGGAAGAUAUAAGGUUCAUAUUCGCUUCUGCAUUUAUGUGUAGAGACACAAAAUGUAUAAUUUCUUGCUUAUCUAUCUAUCUAUCUAUCUAUCUAUCUAUUGCUUUUGUUCAUAAACUGUAUUUGUCUCUUUUCUUUUUUCUUUUCUUUUCCUCGAUAAACACAAUUGCUUUUGUCUUUUUUUUCAUCAUCGUCGAUUUCUCCGGGAGUCUUUACAUAUCUAUCUAUCUAUCUGAAUCUUUUCAUAUCUAUCUAAAUCUAUCUAUCUAUCUAUCUAUCUAUUCAAUCUUUUCAUAUCUAUCUAUCUAUCUAUCUAUCUAUCUUCAAUCUUUUCAUAUCUAUCUAUCUAUCUUUUUCAUAUCUAUCUAUCUAUCUGAAUCUUUCAUAUCUAUCUAUCUAUCUAUCUGA
Acanthosepion pharaonis is the source of this 1548-nucleotide messenger RNA. The record is from the annotation of a GenBank genome assembly. Lineage: Eukaryota; Metazoa; Mollusca; Cephalopoda; Sepiida; Sepiidae.